Molecule: messenger RNA, 3038 nt
Organism: Gadus macrocephalus (Pacific cod)
Lineage: Eukaryota; Metazoa; Chordata; Actinopteri; Gadiformes; Gadidae
Gene: ubald1a
Product: UBA-like domain containing 1a
Exons: 3
Coding region: 168-728 (186 amino acids)
Molecular function (GO): protein binding
Source: RefSeq, a predicted model, not a curated record
CACCGGGUGCUCCUUACGCCACCGCUCCUACAGUAAAUAUUUGUGUUUGCUCAACCGGCUGUAAUGGUGGACGACUGAGGCUGAAAAGGAGAGUAAUAAAACUCACAAAAUAGAGUUCAAAGAAGCUCCACUGCUAGCCGCGAGUAGGACACCAUCGUCGUUAAAACAUGGAUGAACUCAAGCAUCAAGUUAUGAUCAACCAGUUCGUCCUGGCGGCGGGUUGUGCGGCAGACCAAGCGAAGCAGCUUUUGCAAGCGGCACAUUGGCAAUUUGAGACUGCCCUCAGUGCGUUUUUUCAAGAAACAAAUAUCCCAUACGGCCAUCAUCAUCAAAUGAUGUGCACGCCAGCCAACACUCCGGCCACGCCCCCCAACUUCCCGGACACGCUCACCAUGUUCUCCCGCCUCAAAGCGUCCGAGAGCUUCGGCGGCGGCGGUGGCGGCGGCAGCCCCAUGUCCGCCGCCAUGGCGACCUCCCCGCCCCCGCCCCCUCCCCAGUUCGGCGGCGGCUGGGGGGUCCCGGCGAAUGCGCCCCAGCACCACCACCACCAGCAGCAGCACCACCACCACCACCACCACCACGCCCCACAGCCCCAGCAGGGCCUCUGGACUCAGGGGCAGCCCCCCUCGCAGGCGCCCUGCCCCGGGUGGCCGGCCAUGGCCAUGAACGGCAGCCCGCACGCCGGCCCCGAGCAGAAGGCCAGCGUCGCCAUGGAGGCGGAGAGAUGAGCGCCUGGAUGGGACUUACCCCCCCCCCCACCACCGUAGAACACGCCUUCCUGUGUGAUCGAGAGGCAGGUGUGGAGGACGGGGUUCGGGAGGACUCUGGGAAUGGGGAGAGGGGGGGGGGGGGGGCGGGGGGGUUGGGAGGAUGUCGGGAGGCGAUGGAAGAACGAAAGGAAGCGGGUUCCAUUUAUUUUUUUUCUCUCUUUUAUUUCUUCCAAAGUAACAGCACGGGAUUGGAAGACGAACGCAGGCAAGGGAGCUGAAAAUAAAUGUAACACGGACACUUUGUGACAAGAGAAAAGGAUAAAACCAAUCCAAAAUGUUAUGUACCAGAAAAACAAGGAAGAAAACAUGCAUACCCAUAGUAAAGAAAGCAACUGAAAUAUUUGUACUUCUAUUCUCAGAUGACACAUAGUUAUGGGAAAUAUUACAAAGACAGAAAAAAAGAAAGAAAACACAAAAAGCAACGGUCGCAGCCAAGGAAUUCUGUGUAAUAUGUAUUUUUUGGCAGAUAACAUCUCAGGCAGCGACGUCACCUCCUUUUUUUUUAUUUGUGCUUUUAUUUUGAAGUCAGUGUGUCUUUCCACCCUCGCUGUGUUGAGAGACUGCUGCGCAGGAUGAGGUCACACAGGCUACGCUGUUUGGAUUGACUCUGUUCUGGCACGCAUGUGAGCGUGCACAUGUAUGCAUGUUACUGAGUGGUCAGUUUCAAAUCAAGUUUCAUUCUCAAGUACACAUGUGUGUACAUGCACGCAUGCAUGCAUACAUACAUAUAUACGUACACACACACACACACACACACACACACACACACACACACACACACACACACACACACACACACACACACACACACACUAGCAGUAAGAAGAAACUUUCAUAUUUUUCAUCCCCACUGUCAAGGUGGGAUUUUCUUACCUCACCUUGUGGUCACCUGACUUCUUUCAGCCAAUCAGGGAUUCUUAAACCAACCGUUGCCGACAAGGACACCGGACACAUGUUUCGUUUUUUUAAAGGAUUCUGUUUCUUGAAGGCAGCAGCCACUUUCGUAGAGAUUGUGCUAAACAAACAAACAAACAAACAUAGAUUCCUUCUACAAUGGCUUCUCCUUCAGCAGAGGACUUAAGCAGUUUUAAACCUGGACUUUUAACAACUUCGACAUCUGCCCCUGUUUUGGACUCUUUUUGGACUUUAAGAUUUGGGUUUUGUUUUUAUUAGAAGAAAAAAUAAAUUCAUUGUUUCAUAUAAUAUAGUUUGUAAUAUUACAUGUUCGGGGGUUUACUGUUUCUUGGUUGUUUUUUUAGAAGGAGGGAAUGGGACGUGGUUUAGAAAUGUGGGCGGGCUUGUUCCUAUCUUUCAUUUUAAGGAGCCAAUCCAAGCACGGCUAAAACUGCAGCUGAUGGUUGAGGGGCUUGGACUGUCAUUGCGUAGUUUUUGUAAGCGCCCCCUUUGAACAAUGCAUUCUUUCAACACUUUGUAGCAAACCUACCUGAAGCCUAGACAUGCCCCAUCCCCACCCAGUGUUAGCCUACCUAUUUCCCUGCACCCUCCUUGGGAGGGGAGAAGCUGUCCAAACUAGAGCUCAAAGACUCCAUUCUGCAACUGACGUUGAUGUCAGAGGUCCAUAGAAUAUAAAAUGAAAAUCGAUAGUUACGUAUUGUAACUAGAUUCUAUGAGUAUAGGCGCAGCCUUUUAAGGCUAUCGCUAAUGCAAAAUAUAUAACGUUCUAUAUAACGUGCAUCAUCAGGAGAUUGGAAGACAUAACACUGGCUAUGCAACACUUCAAGAAGUUGCAUAAUGUACUUAAGAAGAGGGUGUGGACACUUCAGGAAAGCACCUGACAUAUAUGGCAAUAUUUUCUACGAUGCAGGUCCCUCCCGUUCUCGUUUAGGUUUUCUCGGACGGGAUUGUCCUGAUUUCCGGAAUGUGCAAAAGAAAAAAAAAGAUAUUUUGAUUAGUCUGUUGUUAGUUUUUCUGGAAAGACUUAAAAGUUAUUAAGAUUAAGAAAUAUAUUAAAGGAGAACUUAAGAUAUUGCUGUUCAUUCUGACUUCACUAAUUCUUUUCCAUAUGCUCCAUACUUUAUUUGGUGAAAUCAGAGUGUUUUUUUUAAGUGGGAGGGUGUUGUUUUAUUUUGAAAGGGGGAAACAGGGUGGGGUAGGAGGGUGGUAUUGUUCCUAAAUGGUUUAUCAUGUAUGUCCCCCUCCCCACCCUUCUUGUAUGACCCUAUGAUACCAUUCCCACAAUAUUUGUGGACUAUCUGAUAAUUAACUUAUCAUUUUUGUGUUCCUAAAUAAAUAUCGUAUGUCGACCUA